GUAACAAUCAAGAUAUGAUAACUGACACGUUUUAAUGUGUGAUCUAUGCAAAUCUAUUUAACUUCGCAGAGGAACAAUGUCCACACUAUUUUUUAUUGGGACCAAUGGAAGUGAGUAUGACAUUCAAGACCCUCCUUCCUCUUUAAAGCUAAUUUUUGUCACCUGUGUUUUAUUGUUGGUGAUGUAUACUUGUCAACAGAUGCGCAGAAAAAUCCACCAUGAACAGAGACAUUUUAACAAAACUAAUGAUUCGAGGACAAGAGAGGGAAAUGUGCCCGAAAAAUCCUUGCAUACAGCAGAAGAAGAAGAGAUAAAAAAGAGACGGGUUCGUAAAAAGAAGCCGCGAAAACAAAAUCAUGAAAAUGGUGAAGUGUUAAAAGACACAAGUAAAGAAAGAGAGAGAACCCCCGAGAACUGUGUUGAUGAUGAAGCUCCUUUCGUCAAAAGGCAAAACAAAACACCCCGAAGAGACAAGGAAGAUUUGGAGAGGAGACCUUCGGGACGUGACCAUGGUUGUGAAAUUCCUGACUUAUCUACUCCAGUGGAACAAGCAAAGUGCGGUAGAAGGCGUAAGAAAACCCCGCAAAGAGGAGGUCCCGAGCUAGAGAGCGCUUGCAAGCGAGGUGCUAAUGACUCUGAAAUUCCCCAAGUUUCUCGACCUGCUGAGCGUGACAAGAAGUAUGUUAAAAGACGUAACAAGUUUGUCGUAAGUGAUGGUGCUGAUCAAGAUGGUGGUGUCGUGAAACACACUGAAAAGAAGAAGGAAGAUACCGCUUCUAAGAAAGCCGUGGAGCAAGAUAAAGACGUCAAAAGGCGUAACAAACAUUUUAACUCAAAACAUGUUGAUGAGAGCAGGAAGGAUUCUGAAAAAUCCGGGGUGGUCGAUGGGGUAAGAGAUAUUGAUAAUCCCAGUGAUAAAAUUGUUUCUAAGGAUAAGAGGGAACGUGGAGUAAAUGGUGAUACGACCCAGGUUGAAGAGGAGAAAUAUGUUAAAAAGCACAACGGUGUUGUUACUCAAAAAAGGGCUUCUGACAAUCUAGAAAACGUAGACGCUGUGAAAGAAAUUCGUGAGGUCAAGAGCUCGGUGAAAUUAUUUUCGUCGAAGCUUUUUGAAAACGCCAUUGGUUCGGUCUGCGUAGUCCAUGACAAAACUACCAGAAGAGGGAAGAAGUUGCCGGGAAAUACGCAUAGACUACUUCAGGCUCACGACAGAGAGGAUUUCGUUGAGAAAGUCUUAAUUAAACACGCUGCGAAAGAAACUGAGCACUUGGAUGAGGUGCAGAAGCAGACAUUACUCGAUAGCGAGGCAAACAGGGUGUGGACGGGGAAUGUAUGCAGAGGUGAGAAUUCUGAGGAUUUUGAAAAGAGAAGCCGAGACGACGGUCGAUUGGGCAGUGGCGGUUCAUCUAUUGGAGCGAGACGAUGGAGGUCUGAUCGGCAUAGGACGACAAAUGGAAAAGAAAAUAAUGGACCAUACAACGGAGGAAGAAGAGGAACCGGAAACACUCUGAAAGAUGAUCCAGAAAGAAAUUUGGACGUUUACCCAGCAAGGCGACAUAGCGGUCACGUUUUCGGCAGAAAAGAAGAACGCUUCUCAGAAGAUCACGGCCUUCAAGCGAUGGAUCCAAGUGGGGAUAACAGAGAAUUCGAACAAGGCGCCGUUUUUGGGGACAAAUCUGAUACUCAGCCGGAAACGCAGAUAAAAAUCUUCUCGCAAACAGAAAAAGAGGUGGAAUCGCCGAUGAGACGGGUCCAAUUUGGUUCCUCAUCGAGUCGGCAAGACCUGCAGAUCACCUCUGAGAGGCAUUUCGUGAUCGAUCCCGAGGUACGAGGUAGAAUUGCCCAUCCAAAAUAUCCAGUGCGUGUGCCAGACAGACCGCUGGACAACUUAGACCUGAACGAUCCCAGCCGACGAGAUUAUCUGAAUUACACUCCAGGGCGGAACGUGUCUCGAGUAAACGGAUUAUUCGGUCGCAAAUGGGAGGAAAUGAUGGAUAGAAGACAGGAAAAGGAGUUCGCUGAAGAAGAUCGCAAGUUCGAGAAUGAAUCAGUUGUUUUCAUCCGCGACUGUCCUACUUUUAUGAUCUGGGGAACAUGCCACCGCGGGGAACGAUGCGAGCUCCGCCAUCCGUCCUACAGGUAUCUAGAGCGCGCGGCGCCGAGUCCUGCUGCAAAACCUGAGCCGGUACAGGAAGAACCCAAGCCGCAAAACUCCAGAUCUUACGCCGCCAUCCUGGAGAAGACUAAGUCUCCCGCAAACGCUGAUUUCGUCAACAUUGCUCUUUCUAAAGAAGGUUCGAGCGAGGGAAACUUCGAGGACGAAUGGCCGGCGCUCGGUUCCCCAGGGAAUGGGGAGGCUUCCAAAUCACGGAAGUUCAAGAGUACCGUUCAAAAUGAACUGAAAGUGCAGGAGCUUAAGAAUGUGUGUCACACGGAACCAGCUGUUGAAGGGUCCAUGAGUGGUCAAGCACAGAUUGCCAGUGACCAGCUCAUUGCUGAAACGUUACAGGUAGACGAGUACGCUGAGUUUAACGAUUUUAACGAUGACGAUUAUUUGUAUCCAGCUAAUCAAGAUCAGGAACUAAACGAGGAGGACUAUUAUAACGAGCAAGUUGAAGACACUCUUGAAGAUGACGAGAAUUCGUUUGACACUAGCGAAGUGGGAGGUAAAGCCGUCCAUGUUGAACGGUUUAACUCUUUCAACUUUAGCCCGUUUAUUAAAGAGAGCACUUCAGAUCGCGGUGAGGAGCCGGAAAAGGUGGAAGUCUCUACCACAUGCGAUAUCUGCAUGGACAGGCCUAAAGACGCCGCGUUGAUUUGCGGUCAUAGGUUCUGCUACCAGUGCGCAUUGCAGAUGCGUGCCGACGAACGUGUUUGCGCAAUUUGCCGACGUUGCAUUGUGUCUGUUAUAAAAACGUUCAACUGAGCUCGGAACGCGUUUUUGACCAACUGAGCCACCGUUCUUUCUGCACAGUUGGUAAAAGACAGCGCUUAAGACAUGCUCGUAUCCACUGAACGCACGAGCGUUAGGACUCAUGUUUUUCAUUAUGAAUAAGAUGUCUAUUUCUGAUAUGUGGUAAAUUUAAGAGAAGUGCCAGGUGAGUUUGCUUUUACGAUGAAUCGACCCAAAAACAUAAUUUGGUUGUUUUGCCUUAUCAGUAGGUUUCGUCUUAUAUUUUCGUACUAUUCUAGAUCUCACACCAUUUCAAACUUUUCAUGUGUACAACCUGUUCGAUAUUUCGUGUUGUUCUCCGCAGGCGUUCCUCGGGAUUUCGCGCCUUUUAUCCUUGAUCGUGCCAAUUUCGCGAAAUUUUAUUUUUUUGCUUUAUUUGCUCAAUAUGGCACUUCUUCGUAAACUGUUAUACGGUCCCCAAGGGUUUGUGCCGCGUUUCCUUUGUGUACCGCCAUGUUGGUAAGUUAUGGAAUUAUUUCAGAGAUUCAGUAUGUCUUUUUAAAGAAGAAGCAUAAUCUAAUAAACUCAUAUUGCUACGCACGAGAGAUCAGACAGUCUUCCAGCGUGACUCAUCCGCUAAAUUAAAUCUAGCGCCUCGUGUCCGUAAGAAAAAGAAAAUUUUGCAACUUUACUUGACUUAACCUACAAAUGCUCAUAAAAAAAUUGUUUGGAGAGGAAAAGCUACAGGAGAAAACUUCAAAUGGAGGCAAACAAACAUACAAAUAGUAUAUUUUAUUAACAUUUUCAGAUUUUACAAUAUAUUGACUAUAACUGCGUUCUAGAUAUCUAUGUCGUUUUCGCAGUGUGAAACAACGGCCUCUCUUAAUUUUCAUACUCAUUGUGUACUAGUGGGCAUUAUGAGUAGAUCGAAAGAAUACGAGGUCACAAAUUUUAGACGUGUCUCGAUGGUUGUUCAAAGCUUAUGUAUUUUAAUACGAGUAUGAGCGCAAUGCCUUCUUUGAAAAAGUAAGGUUUGAGCAGUGUACUCUUACUAAAGGAUUGACAAUUUAUCAACUAUUUUUGGCUAAAUUGAGGGUAUCAUGAAGGUUAUGCUGUAUAUUAAUGCUAUAGAAAAUUUAUAUUUUUCCAGCACGAAUAAUGUUGGUAAACUUCCAGUUGUUGUUAAUCAGAUCAACUUUAUAUUACAAUUAAAUUGAGUUAAAUAAUGUACAGUUCGACUAUAAUUGUAAAAAGACGGUUUGGUUUUCCAGCUGUUUCCGUGAAGAAGUGAUGCAAACUUCGGAAAUAAUGUUAAUAAAAUAUUUACUGGUUUGUA
Messenger RNA from Pocillopora verrucosa, 4229 nucleotides. Its product is annotated as peptidyl-prolyl cis-trans isomerase G-like. Gene Ontology annotation, biological process: protein ubiquitination; cell cycle. Gene Ontology annotation, molecular function: ubiquitin protein ligase activity; metal ion binding. The record is from RefSeq and is a predicted model, not a curated record. NCBI's taxonomy places the organism in Eukaryota, Metazoa, Cnidaria, Anthozoa, Scleractinia, Pocilloporidae.